GGUAUCAUUGACCUUACCGGCAACAGUUUAUCUGAAAUGCUACCUCUAGAUCAAGAAUUGCGAUCUGGAAACUCAUCUUUCAUUAGUAAUACAAGUGUUGAGGAAUGUAAACAUCUUUGUAAAUCUAAAAAAGGUUGCAGUGUUGCCAGUAUUAAUGAAGAGAAAAAAUGUUAUCACUUCAUGGGUAGUGAACUUGGAAUUUGGAAAAAUACUAAGAUUACAAGCGGCAGUCAGUGGUUUGUCAAGCUACAAAACAAUGUAUCUAUGGUAUCCUUUCCGAGGGCUUACCAGAAAGAAUCGUUUUUUGGAAACGUACAGUACAUAGAUGGCGUCUCUAUAAUAACAUCACUCAGUUACCCUCUAAAGGCAAUUUUAGACAAUGAUAUACUAUGGCUGGUUAAUUUUGCACCAGGACGGUUUGCCAAAUUUGUUUUCACAAAUGUUUCACUAUCACAGUGUGAACUCAUUGUAAAAACAUCGAAAGAUGGUGACAAAGGAUUCAGCAUUGACACGCGGUACAACGAUAAUGAAUUCGUAUUAGAAACAGAUAAAAACCUGUUGUUCUUAUCAGCAAUGCCAACGACAACAAGAUUGACACCAAAGAUAAAAUUUCGGGCAAUUGUAACUGCUGAGGCGGAUGCCUGUCUUUGA
Messenger RNA from Ruditapes philippinarum (Manila clam), 651 nucleotides. RefSeq lists its product as uncharacterized. Bases 37 to 651 code for a protein of 204 amino acids. The transcript is spliced from 4 exons. The record is from RefSeq and is a predicted model, not a curated record. Lineage: Eukaryota; Metazoa; Mollusca; Bivalvia; Venerida; Veneridae.